GCGCCAGUGCACUUCACGCACCGCGCGUGCCUUGUCGACAGACUCUACGGGGCGGCGGCUGUCGCUGCCGGGCAUCGCCGUCGGCCCGCCGAGCCGGCGAGGAGCCUUUGCGCGCGCAGGUCGGCAGCCAUGCUGGUCAGGCGUCGUGGGAAGCAUUUGCGAUGCUCCUCACGGCGAAGCUGUGGAUCUUGCCAAAGAGGUCCGGCGGAUCAUCACCCUCGCGGGUGACGCGCAAGGCGCGCUUGCAGCGCUGGUCCGGCUACGUGGAGACUGGACAAUCAUCGACGAUGUGGCCAGGGAGCUCGCCCUCCAGCUGGCCCGUGUGGGCCGUGCUUUCGAUGGCCUCCAAGUCUGGGCGGAGCAGAACAAGCUCGCGGACGCGCUGAGCCGGGCUACGGUCCCGCACGCGAAUGGCCUGGCUCUGCGAGUGUUGCGG
This is a messenger RNA of Prorocentrum cordatum, 436 nucleotides long. Lineage: Eukaryota; Dinophyceae; Prorocentrales; Prorocentraceae. The record is from the annotation of a GenBank genome assembly.